Molecule: messenger RNA, 1184 nt
Organism: Eucalyptus grandis
Lineage: Eukaryota; Viridiplantae; Streptophyta; Magnoliopsida; Myrtales; Myrtaceae
Product: ultraviolet-B receptor UVR8
Exons: 7
Coding region: 239-952 (237 amino acids)
Source: RefSeq, a predicted model, not a curated record
CGUCCCUGGAGGGUUACUGCAUCGCCGGCGUUUCUGCUGGUUGGAGCCACUCUGGCUUCGUCUCAGGUUUCUUCCCUUAUCUCAAUGGCGGCUUUUGGCGUUUCUAGAUACCGGAUGCCUAUUUACUUGUGGAGAUGGCUCGUUUGGUCAGCUUGGUCACGGAAACCUCGAGUCGUGUUCCUCUCCCAUCGAGGUCUCAUAUUUUUUGUCUAAGCACGUCGAUCAGAUAGCCUGCGGCAUGCGCCAUUCACUUGUCCUGUUGAAAGGCGAUCCCAAUAACCGAGUUUAUGGAUUUGGGUCAUGCAAACGUGGUCAGCUUGGUCCUACCAGUAAUAGAACAAGAUCGACCAGUCUACCUCAGGCUAUCCAAGGACUGGAGAACAUUGAGAUCGUAAGUGUAGUUGCUAGUGGAGAUCAUAGCGCAGCAUUAUCCUCUGGUGGACGAGUAUACACUUGGGGAAGGGGGUUCCCUGGCUUUUCUGAUGUUCAUUCUCCUAUAGAGUUGCCUUCUCUGUUGCGGAUCAAGCAGAUUGCACUUGGGUGGAAUCACGCAUUAGUGUUAACGGAUGGUGGUGAAGCUUUAAUUCUCGGAGGCAAUCGCCAUGGUGUUCUGGGCAAUCUAGAGAACCUGGGCUUGAUCAAUCAUAGACCCGAUGUAUCAGCAUUGGUUCUAGAGAGAGUUCCUGGUCUUGAUGGGAAAAAGGUCAUGCAGAUUGCUGCAGGAGCUGAACACUCGGCUCUAGUGACAGAGGAUAUGGAAGUAAUGACAUGGGGAUGGGGUGAGCAUGGCCAGCUUGGCUUGGGAAGUACUUGCGAUUGGAUUGAACCUCAACAAGUGAGUCUAGGCCACACACUUCCAGAUCAUUGGGCAAAAUGUAGUAUUUAUUGUGGAAGUGGCUUUACCUUUGUGAUAAGGAGUCGCACUUCGAAUGGUCCUCAUCAAGAUGAUUAGUCAAUUUGUUGGCUGUCGACUAUUAAGGCAUCCGUUACAUCGAUCUGCCAAAUUAUAGAAAUCAUACUACAGAUGUACAGGAUGAGGAGGGAAAUUUCCACAACGACAAUGCAAUUCUGACUGAUAAGACAAGGGAAACAGAUUCGGUUUUGGCAUUUUUCUUCCUUACGCAAUUUGCGCAGGCUUGACCAUGUACGGAUAGUUGUAUUUGCAGAUGUUAGCAUCAGUCUUG